GAAACGAAAAAGUUGGGUUUAGAUUACAGUUUGAAAAGCAAAUUGAUUUCCUCCUUUAUCUUGCAAUCUUUCGGAUCCCCAGAAAUAAAAACCCUAAAUUUGAUUGACCGAGAUAGAGAAGCGCCGAGGAUUCAAGGGUCUGGGUCUGGGAUAUGGAAGUUGAUGUUUCCAUUUAUCAACAUCUAAAACUCUCCCUUUUCGAUUCACAUAUGCGUUAGCUUUUCAAGGCGCGUCUCUUUCUAAUUCCAAAAUUAUUGGAUUUUUGGCUCGAAUCAUGAAGGUCAUGAUUUCUCUACUUCUUUUCUGCUUCCUCUCUUUAACGUCUGCCCAAGUAGCUUUUGGUAACGUCGUUAUCAUCGGCCCCAAUGUGACUCGCACCUUUGAGGACUACGAAGCAAUCUUUGCUCCAUCUGUGAAAGGUUCGGGAGAAUAUGGCAAACUGUAUUUAGCAGAGCCUUUGGAUGCUUGUUCCAACUUGACUAACAAAGUUAAUGGGACAGGGAAAGACACCUUACUCUCAUUUGCAUUGAUUGUCAGGGGAGUAUGCAGUUUUGAAGGUAAAGUAAGAAAAGCUCAGCAAGCAGGCUUCAAAGCGGCAAUUAUAUUUGACAAUGUGGAUGGUGAUCUUGUUGCAAUGGCAGGAAACUCGGCUGGAAUAAAAAUCCGAGCGAUGUUUAUAUCGAAGGUGUCUGGUGAAAUACUUGUCAAAUAUGCGGGUGGUGAUAGGAAUUUGAAAGUUUGGAUUGUUCCAAACUUUGAGAACUCGGCUUGGUCCAUAAUGGCUAUAUCUUUCAUUUCCUUACUAGCAAUGUCUGCUGUAUUGGCUACUUGUUUCUUUGUCAGAAGACACAGAAUAAGACGCCAAAGACCUCUUCGAGCUUCACAAGUUCGAGAGUUUCAUGGGAUGAGCAGUCAUCUAGUGAAAGCAAUGCCUAGCCUAAUAUUUACAUCCGUUUUAGAUGAUCGUUGCACUUCUAUGACAUGUGCCAUAUGUCUUGAAGACUAUACUGUUGGAGAGAAGCUAAGGAUUCUGCCUUGUCGCCAUAAAUUUCAUGCUUCUUGUGUAGAUAAGUGGCUAACGACAUGGAGAACCUUCUGCCCCGUUUGCAAGCGCGACGCGAGAACAAGCUCGUGGGAUCCACCGCCAUCGGAGCGUACCCCAUUGCUUUCCUCCGGCCCAGUAUCAAUUCCGUCAUCAUCUUCCUCUUCUUUCCGAUCCUCACUCGUAUCUACUCCAUCCAUUCAAAUCUAUCCGGUUCUGCAAAUUCAUUCAGCCUCACCCAUUCCUCAUUCUUCUUACAGAUCGCUAGCCUCUCCACAUUCUUCUGUUGUCUAUUCUCCUUCUUUGUCAUCUCUUAAUUCACGAUAUUUGUCCCCGCCUUCUUAUUAUCCUAGCUCAGUCGGACUCCAUUCAAGUUACAUUCCAUCUUCUAACCGACGCCAUAAUAACAACGCACUUCAUUAUAGUGGAUCUGCUGCCAGUUUUUCACCCUAUGAUUCUGCACAAUCACUUCCCGGGUUUUGAUUUUCGUCAAAUUGGCUUACUUUUCUUGAUUUAGGAAUUUUGCUAAAAUUUAUAGGUGUACAUACAUAAAUUUUCUUGUAUUUUAGUGUUCAGGAGGCAGCUUCAGAGUUGAAAGUUGUGACAGUUUUUUUUUGUUUUGUUUAUUAUUCUCACUAGUAUGUUGUUUUGUUAUCAAAAAAUUUAAAGAGGUCAUUGACUGUA
Impatiens glandulifera is the source of this 1726-nucleotide messenger RNA. Its product is annotated as receptor homology region, transmembrane domain- and RING domain-containing protein 2-like. Bases 275 to 1525 code for a protein of 416 amino acids. The transcript is spliced from 4 exons. The record is from RefSeq and is a predicted model, not a curated record. Lineage: Eukaryota; Viridiplantae; Streptophyta; Magnoliopsida; Ericales; Balsaminaceae.